Molecule: messenger RNA, 1667 nt
Organism: Agrilus planipennis (emerald ash borer)
Lineage: Eukaryota; Metazoa; Arthropoda; Insecta; Coleoptera; Buprestidae
Gene: wcd
Product: U3 small nucleolar RNA-associated protein 18 homolog
Exons: 2
Coding region: 109-1614 (501 amino acids)
Biological process (GO): rRNA processing
Cellular component (GO): small-subunit processome; Pwp2p-containing subcomplex of 90S preribosome
Molecular function (GO): protein binding
Source: RefSeq, a predicted model, not a curated record
AAUGUCAAUUGUCAAAUAAUUUAUGGUGAGGAGGUUUUAGGUUAUAAAGUGCAUGAUAGAGUUUUAUAUCAUACUUUAUUGUUAAUAUUUUAUUUCAAAUAAAAGGCAAUGCCAAAUUUAAACAAAAAACGGAAACACAAUCCUUCAGCUGAAGUUGAAGUUCAUGUAUUAGCGCCUAGAAACAAUUUCAGGCCGUUUGAUAAUCGAGCACGAGCGGAAGAAAAACAUUUGUCAAACAUACUUUUCGGUUACGAUACAAAUCUAUUAAAAAGUUUGGAAGAAGCUGAAAACGAGCUAAAUCAGGCACAAACUUCAACUUCUCCAGAAUCUUCAAACUUUGACUCUGGUGUUGGUGAUGAAGACGUAGAUAGUGAUUAUUUUGAAGAGUUAGAAAGAAAACCAGCUUGGGUAGAUGAAGACGAUGAUAUUUUGGUUGGUCAAGCUUUAAAUGCUCAAGGUAGAAAACUCCCUAAUGGAGGAAUUAACAAGCGCUCAAAUAAGUACUCAGAGCUUUUACAACAAAAAUUUAAGACUGUAGUUGGGGACCCAAAAUGGGCAUCUUUGAAAAGAAAGAAGGUGGACUCAGAUUCAGAUGAAGAAAUAAAUCAAACAUGUGGAUUUCUAAAAAAAGUCGUACCUCAAACAUUACCACCAACUACAUUGGAAUUUAAAAAACUCAAAGACUUAAAUGCAGAAACGUAUGCUGAAGGAAUUAUUAAUUGUAUAGAAUUUCAUCCUACAUCGAGUGUAGCACUUGUAGCUGGUAAUUCUGGUGUUGCUACAUUGUAUGCAGUUGAUGGAAAAGAAAAUAAAAAGUUACACAAUGUUUCUUUCCAGCAGUUUCCAGUAUUUUGUGCCAAAUUCCUUCAGAAUGGCAAUGAAGCUGUUUUGGGUUCAAGACAUCCUUUUAUUUAUAAUUAUGAUUUGAUUUCUGCUAAAGUUUUAAGGGUACCUUUACCAUAUGGCCUUACACAAUGUAAAAAGUUUACAGUAUCACCUGAUGAAAAGUGUUUAGCUGUAGCAAGUAAAUGGGGAGAAAUACAUGUACUCUCUAGCAAAUCAAAAGAAAAAUUAUUUACUUUGAAACAAAAUUCAGAAAUUGCUGCAUUGAGUUUCAAUACAAAGGGCAAUUUACUCUUUGGUCACAGUGUGAUGGGUGAAGUAACUAUAUGGGACAUGAGAAUGCAAAGAGUUCAACACAAAUGGAUUGAUGAAGGGUGUAUCCAAGGAUCUUCCCUUAUUAUAUCUCCAAAUAAUCAAUAUAUCGCAACUGGUUCCUGUCAAGGUGUUGUUAAUCUUUAUGAAAUGAGCGAAGUACUAAAUAAAACAAUACCCCAACCCAGGAAAAGUGUCCUUAAUUUAACUACAAGUAUAAAAGACCUCUCUUUUAACAGUACGUCUGAAAUACUUGCUCUUUCUUCAGAAAAUAUUGAAAAUUCUGUGCGCAUACUGCAUGUAGAAUCAGGAACUGUUUUUAGUAAUUUUCCUACGUUUGGCGCUAAGAUGGGAUAUAUCACGGCUAUGAAUAUAUCUCCAGGGAGCGGAUAUUUAGCAAUUGGUAACAAAAAAGCGGUAGUUUCAUUAUUUAGAUUAAAAUAUUAUAAAACAUACUAAUUGUGUUACUUGUUCAUAUCCUUUUUUUGUAAUAAACACCAUCUUUUGAUUAA